Syzygium oleosum is the source of this 4273-nucleotide messenger RNA. RefSeq names its product protein GIGANTEA. NCBI's taxonomy places the organism in Eukaryota, Viridiplantae, Streptophyta, Magnoliopsida, Myrtales, Myrtaceae. The coding region runs from base 485 to 3991 and encodes 1168 amino acids. Gene Ontology annotation, cellular component: nucleus. The transcript is spliced from 15 exons. Gene Ontology annotation, biological process: response to stress; regulation of circadian rhythm; regulation of long-day photoperiodism, flowering. The record is from RefSeq and is a predicted model, not a curated record.
UCCUUCCUUCCUCCUGAUGAUGAUGAAGAUUUCGAUCGCCGCUCUCACUGUACGGUGCAGGAAUUCCGGGUGAAGUGUGCGCCUUCCUCCUUCCCCUGAAGAAGAAUCUUUCCUGGAGCGAGCAACGCGCGAGAUUGCAAAGGAACUUUUUGUGUUUGGUUUGGUUUGGUUUCGGUGGUCGCUAGCUACCAAGAGCUGAAAGUUUGAAUUUUGGAGACUCGGAGCGGAGACCCACAUACACACCGUGGGGAUAUCAGUAAAUCAUCUGGAGUUGUUGGAGGUUCAUCUUUGCCGAAUAGCUCGUUCGCCGGUGUUCUUCGCGGCUGACCGUUCUACCCUCGAUCGGGGAUGUUGAAUUAAGAUAUCUUGAUUCCCGGCUGGUAGCCCGCGAAUUGAAGUUGGAUAGUUUUUGCACUGGUUCACUUUCGUGCCAUCUCCUGCGGUUGAGGGGUAGUUGGUUUCCUUCGACGCUCGCGAGCUUCUAAUGGCUGCGAGGGAGAGGUGGAUUGAUGGCCUCCAGUAUUCUUCGCUAUUCUGGCCUCCUCCACAGGACAUACUGCAAAAGAAGGCUCAGGUUAAUGCUUAUGUUGAGCUAUUUGGUCAGUUCACGUCGGAACAAUUUCCAGAUGAUAUUGCUGAGCUUAUCCGAAGCCGUUAUCCAUCGAAAGAAAAGUGCCUGUUCGACGAUGUGUUGGCCACAUUUGUUCUUCACCAUCCAGAACAUGGUCACGCUGUUGUUCUUCCGAUAAUCUCCUGCAUUAUUGAUGGUACACUGGUGUAUGAUAGGGAUGAGCCUCCAUUUGCAUCUUUCAUUUCUUUGGUUUGUCCAAGCAGUGAGAAGGAGUACUCUGAGCAGUGGGCUCUGGCAUGUGGGGAGAUUUUGAGAAUGUUGACCCUCUACAAUCGUCCGAUAUAUAAGACGGAACAUCAGAAUGGUGAACCAGACAGAAGCAAUAGCUGCAGCAGUGCCUCAACGAGCAAAUCUACAGAGGGAGACUCUGUUCCUAUGGUUCAGCAGGAAAGGAGACCUAUAAGGCCUCUAUCUCCAUGGAUUACUGAUAUAUUGCUUGCCGCUCCUCUUGGAAUCAGAAGUGACUACUUCCGAUGGUGUGGUGGUGUUAUGGGAAAGUAUGCAGCCGGAGAACUUAAGCCUCCUAUAACUUCUACUUCUCGAGGAUCUGGAAAGCACCCUCAACUCAUGCCAUCGACCCCAAGGUGGGCAGUUGCAAAUGGUGCAGGUGUGAUAUUGAGCGUUUGUGAUGAGGAAGUUGCUCGCUACGAAACUGCUACUUUAACAGCAGUUGCAGUACCUGCACUAUUACUCCCUCCUCCCACUACAGCUCUAGAUGAGCAUCUAGUUGCUGGCUUACCGGCCCUUGAGCCAUAUGCACGUUUAUUUCAUAGAUAUUAUGCAAUUGCUACGCCAAGUGCUACACAAAGACUUCUUCUGGGACUUCUGGAGGCACCUCCAUCAUGGGCACCUGAUGCACUUGAUGCUGCUGUCCAACUUGUGGAACUUCUUCGUGCAGCCGAGGAGUACGCAUCUGGAAUGAGGCUUCCUAGGAACUGGAUGCAUUUGCAUUUCCUGCGUGCAAUUGGAACUGCGAUGUCCAUGAGAGCAGGUGUAGCUGCUGAUGCUGCUGCUGCUCUUCUGUUUCGCGUACUUUCCCAGCCUGCAUUGCUUUUCCCUCCAUUGAGGCAAGUUGAAGGGAUUGAAGUCCAGCAUGAACCUUUGGGUGGUUAUGUCUCAUCCUAUAAGAAGCAGAUAGAAGUGCCUGCUGCUGAAGCAACCAUAGAAGCUACUGCCCAAGGGAUUGCGUCAAUGCUCUGUGCGCAUGGCCCUGAAGUUGAAUGGAGAAUCUGCACCAUUUGGGAAGCAGCUUAUGGCUUGAUCCCUCUAAGCUCUUCAGCAGUCGAUCUUCCAGAAAUCGUAGUGGCAACGCCAUUGCAACCUCCCAUACUGUCAUGGAACCUCUACAUACCUCUCCUUAAGGUCCUGGAAUAUCUCCCUAGAGGAAGUCCUUCAGAAGCAUGUCUCAUGAAGAUAUUUGUUGCUACAGUGGAAGCUAUUCUUCAGAGAACUUUUCCGCCUAACGCAUACCAAGAGGAAACUGUACGGACACGACAUCUUUCUUCCUUAGGGUCAGCGUCCAAAAAUUUGGCUGUUGCUGAGCUUCGUACUAUGGUUCACUCACUCUUUUUAGAAUCCUGUGCCUCGGUAGAACUAGCUUCUCGCCUUCUUUUUGUAGUAUUGACUGUAUGUGUUAGUUAUGAAGCUCAAUCCAGUGGGAGCAAGAGACCGACCGGUGAGGCUUUCAGUGUACGGAAUGAAAGCUCUGAGGAUUCUCAAGUCUCAUUAGAAAAUAGAAGAGAAACGAAAGUUAGAAAGAUGAAAAAACAAGGGCCUGUAGCAGCAUUUGAUUCUUAUGUUUUGGCUGCUGUAUGUGCUCUUGCCUGUGAGCUGCAGCUGUUUCCCUUAAUCUCAAGGGGGGGUAAUCACUCAAACAAAAAGAAUAUGGAUGGUCUAGUCAAGCCUGCUAAGAUAAAUGGAUCUACUAUUGAACUUCAGAAUAGUUUCGACUCAGCUAUUCACCAUACACACAGAAUAUUAGCAAUUUUGGAGGCACUUUUUUCCCUUAAACCAUCGUCAGUUGGAACAUCAUGGAGUUACAGUUCAAAUGAAAUUGUUGCUGCAGCUAUGGUUGCUGCUCAUGUCUCUGAACUGUUCAGGCGUUCAAAGGCUUGCAUGCACGCUCUCUCUGUCUUAAUGCGAUGCAAGUGGGACAGUGAAAUUCACAGCAGGGCUUCGUCUCUCUACAACCUCAUUGAUAUCCAUGGUAAAGCUGUCGCAUCCAUUGUUAACAAGGCUGAGCCUCUUGAGGCGCAUUUACUGCACGCCCCUGUUUGGAAGGAUUCUUUUCUGUAUUUGGACAGAAAGACAAACAACUAUGCAAAUGCAAGUAAUAGCUGCUUUGAACUGGGGCAAUCAUCCGUCCCUAUGCAUGGAGAAUCAGUCAAAGUAAAGAGUUCAGUGAAUUGUGGAAAAGCAUUGGAUUCUAGCGAUAUUUCUGCAGGUCCUCUGGGUAAAAGCAUUGCCAGUUUCCCUUUGGAUGCUUCUGAUUUGGCCAAUUUCCUCACAAAGGACAGGCAUAUAGGACUUAAUUGCAGUGCCCAAGUUCUUUUAAGAUCAAUCAUUGCAGAAAAACCGGAGUUAUGUUUUGCUGUUGUUUCACUACUGUGGCAUAAAUUGAUUGCUGCUCCUGAAACGCAACCAAGUGCAGAAAGCACAUCUGCUCAGCAAGGAUGGAGACAGGUAGUUGAUGCUAUGUGCAACGUCGUAUCAGCAUCACCAACAAAAGCAGCUGCAGCCGUUGUUCUUCAGGCCGAGAGGGAAUUGCAACCAUGGAUCGCUAAAGAUGAUGAUCAAGGUCAGAAGAUGUGGAGAAUCAACCAGCGUGUCAUUAAACUGAUAGUUGAGCUAAUGAGAAACCACGAGAGACCAGAAUCAUUGAUGAUCCUCGCAAGUGCUUCAGAUUUGCUUCUUCGUGCCACAGAUGGUAUGCUUGUAGAUGGAGAAGCUUGUACUUUACCACAACUUGAGUUACUUGAGGUGACGGCUAGAGCAGUACGACUGGUUCUGGAAUGGGGCGAAUCUGGGUUGGUUGUUGCAGAUGGCCUUUCCAAUCUUCUAAAGUGCCGUCUACCAGCUACCGUCACAUGCCUUUCUCAUCCAAGUGCACAUGUUCGUGCUUUGAGCACGUCCGUUCUUCGUGAUAUCAUGCAGACUGGUUCAGUUGAUUCUAGACAAAAUUUAAGAGAGAGAAAUGGGAUUCGCGGUCCUUACCAGUACUUUAAUUUGGGCGACAUCGAGUGGCAAGCAGAUAUCGAGAAAUGUCUAAAAUGGGAAGCUCAUAGCCGACUUGAAAGUGGAAUGUCUAUCCAGUUUCUUAACACCGCAGCUAAGGAAUUAGGCUGUACAAUAUCCCUAUGACACAACUAGCAUUUUUUUUAAUAUUAGGAGAAAAGUGCUUAUAAAGCCCAUCUUACUUUCGGUUGUUAUGUUUUUCACUAGCCCAGACUAGCUAAUCAUAGGAGUCAUUAUUUGGGUUGAAGAUCUGGGACAGAGCAGCAUCAGUCUGUUGUGAGUUGUAACCUCAAACGUCUCAUGACGAUCGUCCUUCGAGCAAGGAUGUGUACAGUGAGAAAGUCAAUGACCAUAAUGAGGUUGAUUGUUUAACCGUCAGUUGGGUUUUUCAUAUUUAGUAUUGCUUAA